Molecule: messenger RNA, 3091 nt
Organism: Gadus chalcogrammus (walleye pollock)
Lineage: Eukaryota; Metazoa; Chordata; Actinopteri; Gadiformes; Gadidae
Gene: gramd2b
Product: GRAM domain-containing protein 2B
Exons: 15
Coding region: 160-1425 (421 amino acids)
Source: RefSeq, a predicted model, not a curated record
UGGCCAUAUGAUCAGAGCUGUCAAUCAAUGACCAGCUUCUGACCACAGCAGGCUUAUUGAGUCAAAGCAGAAGAACAGAGUGAUGCACCAUCAAGACCGGAGGAGAGAAGUAACGUGGAGGACUUUUAAAGCAAGAGGAGAAAGAAGAAGCUCCCCCACAUGGAGAAGGUCUUCAUGGAUGUAAUGGAUGGAAGUUCUCCUCGGAGGAGGAGGUACACCGUGAGUCGGUCCUCCUGUCUAUCCAGCCCUCCCCAGGCCCGGAGACCCUCUCACCAUGGUUGUGAUGCAAACGCAGUAUGUGAGCAGCGCCAGAGGAAGGGAGGAUCAGAGCGGACCCACCUGGACCUCGACCACUCACAGCCCCCCGGGAGGAGGAAGCCUCACCUGGUCAGGUCGAAGACGUUUGACCAUUCCCUGCUGAACCACCUGCCACCAGACACUGGAGCCAAGGUAGAGCAGAAGAAGCCUCACUACAGCCAGCUUUCCAAGACUAACUCCCAGUAUCAUAAAGUAUUUAAGGACAUCUGCAAAGAGGAGCUUCUCCGUCAGAGUUAUACGUGUGCGUUGCAGAAGGACAUCCUGUACCAGGGAAGACUGUUUGUCUCAGACAACUGGAUCUGCUUUCAAUCAAAAGUCUUUGGCAAAGACACCAAGAUCGCCAUUCCAGUGGUUUUUGUCACGAACAUCAAAAAGACCAAAACCGCCAUCUUGGUCCCCAAUGCCCUGGAGAUAUCCACAUCCAGGGACCGGUACGUGUUCGUCUCCUUCCUGUCCAGAGAUAACACAUACAAGUUCCUGAUGUCUGUCUGUCUGCACCUGGAGGAGAAGAGUCCCUGCGGCAGCCCCUUCCCCUCAGCCGACAGCAAUUUCCGGGUUCAAAGGUCAAUUCCAUCCCCACACUUCCCACUGGGGUUCCCCGCUGAUUUCAGUGAACUGGGAGUGAUGAGAGAUGAUCUGGAGGAGAGUAGUAGCUCUGACUCUCCCACCCAAGAGAUGGCUGAGUACCCUGUUCCAACUCUUCUCGAGGUUCUAAAGCACCCUGAUGAACAAGAUCCCCUGGACCGGACGACCCAGCAGAUUCCAGUGCUCCAGGUUGAUGACAUGUGUUCAGGCUCCUGCAAGGUGAAAGAGAGAGCGAUGGCGCACCCAACCAGUCCUAAGUCUGUGUCCAUCAACACUCUGCUCUUCAUCUACCUGCUCCUAGUGUGUGUGUUAGUUGUGUCUUCCUGCUACAUGGCGUACAGGAUCUUCUCUCUGGAACACACUCUGACCUCCAUGAGCGACCUCUCCAAGUACCAAAAUGAUUUCCAGGGAGGACCUGCUGAAGUCCACACAGAGCUCUACUCUGAACUCACCCUCAGUCUCAUGAAGCUAGAGACGGUCCAGAGGAACCUCCAGAGACUGCUGGACGAGGUUUCUGCUUGACUUCAUCACUGCUGGAUGACGUCAUAUCUGCUGGAUGAUGUCAUCGCUGCCGGAUGACGUCAUUGCUGCUGGUGGUCGCUGUGGAUAAAACAACUCAGCGCUGCUACAUGUUGAGCUUGUAAUCUGAGGGCUAUGAUGCUAUUUACAAUGCAUCGUGGUUGUUUUUUAGCCGCUGGGAUAGCUUAGCCUCUCUAUCAUGUGUUCAAAGUUCCAUUAGGAUUGACACAGCUGGGCUGAAAUCAAAUGAAGAAACCUCAAUCUUAAAUAGAUACAGCACAGCACUAACUAUCAGGACAAGCCUGUGGGGCUGGGCUGGUAGAGACUAACCACAUCCCAUGCCUCCCUAUUUUAACCCUAACCCUAACCCUAACCCAAAUAGAUACAGCACAGCACUAACUAUCAGGACAAGCCUGUGGGGCUGGGCUGAUAGAGACUAACCACAUCCCAUGCCUCCCUAUUUUAACCCUAACCCUAACCCAAAUAGAUACAGCACAGCACUAACUAUCAGGACAAGCCUGUGGGGCUGGGCUGAUAGAGACUAACCACAUCCCAUGCCUCCCUAUUUUCGUCCUGCCUUCAUUUUGAAAUCUGUCAUAUCAGGGUUGGGUCAGGGUUAGAAACUGAUGGUCAGGGUUAGAUGGCUAACCCUUGACCUGUUCCAGUGUAAACUGCUACUGUGUGUUAUUUUAUGUUGAGGUGUGUCUGUAGUUCAACUCCUUAAUUAAUGUAUUUGAGGUUCAACAGUGAAUAUCCAGGGUGUCCAAAUGCAACUGGUAACCUCCUCAUAUGUGAAGUUAAAGAUAAAAUAUCGCAAAGUUAGCGUUUUGUCAUCUUUUGCAUUCAGCUGGAAUUGCUGCGGUGGUCUGAUGGGUUAAGGUUAACAACUUUCACUUAUAUGAUGACAAUAUUCUUCCUACCUUGAUUGUUUUCUGAAAUUUCUACUUAAAGGUAGAAAAUUUAAUAUUUCGGCAUUAAAACAUACGUACAAAUGACAAGAUAUAUGUUAUAUACUUUAUUUUCUUAUGCACUAACAUAAUCCCAAAUGUUUUCAGCCAUUGCUAAUCUCAGUGAAACCCGAACUUUUGAAAUAGAAACGUCCCGGGCAAUUACGUUGAGUCUUGGCGCCAUAAUUUCCCUUUAAGAAAAAGUAUCCAGUAAUACUGGAAACACGGGAAGCAUAGGGUUUAAGGACGGACGACAGAAAACUAGAUAGCUAUCCACUAUAUUGUGUGUUCAAUGUUUUUAUUUCUCACUUGUGAUGGAACACGAUUAUUAUGACUACUGUUGUGAUAUGUAAAUGGUACUAGAUUAUAGCUAUGCAGAGUGACACGUCACUACAUGAGCAGCGUAGGAAUAGCGGUGUUGUAUUGUUCCUGAACCUAACCUGAAGUAAAGAUACGUUGGAUCGUGACCUCAAGUCUUAUUCCUUAUCUCUAAAGAUCACUUCAUGGUGGCAGCGGUGAUGAACAGCAAUAAGACCGCUCUACGCCGACGUGAGUCUCCAAAGUAAUUGUCAGAGGAUAAUUUGUAUAUCGCCAGACGUUGAUUAAGUGCAAUAAAAGACAAAAUGGCAUCACAUCUACAGAUGAUGAACUGGUCCGAAACGGAUCUAAGUGAGGCUAUCUCACUGUUCAGACAGAAAAUGUGUCUUCAUCUAGAUGAAAAA